AUGGGGAACUAUGCUAAUUCCCAUUUUAAACUUCCGGCUUCACAUCACUCUCAGAUUCGCAAGGAGGCCACUAGCUUCUUCUGGGGGGAUGACACAGAUAAAAGGAAGAUCCGUUGGAUUGCUUGGCGCAGAUUAUGUAGAUCUAAAGAUCUUGGUGGCUUGGGUUUUAGAGACCCAGAGCUUCAAAAUAAAGCUCUUCUUUCUAAGAUGGCUUGGAGAUUGUGGAAGGAGCCUGACUCAAUGUGGGGCAGGUUUAUGAAAGCAAUUUACUUCCCCAAUGGGGAUUUCCUUUCUGCUAGAUUGGGAGCUCAACCAUCUUGGCCUUGGAGAAGUCUUUUGGAGGGGCGUAAGGUUUUGAAAGAUGGAAAUGGAAGGAGGAUGUCCUUUCCAAAUACUUCCACCCUAGUGAUAGUGAAGCUAUUCGAAGAAUUCACUUGA
This is a messenger RNA of Telopea speciosissima, 438 nucleotides long. RefSeq lists its product as uncharacterized. The transcript is spliced from 2 exons. Bases 1 to 438 code for a protein of 145 amino acids. NCBI's taxonomy places the organism in Eukaryota, Viridiplantae, Streptophyta, Magnoliopsida, Proteales, Proteaceae. The record is from RefSeq and is a predicted model, not a curated record.